Ictalurus furcatus (blue catfish) is the source of this 1147-nucleotide messenger RNA. Its product is annotated as protein FAM107B. The transcript is spliced from 3 exons. The coding region runs from base 1 to 390 and encodes 129 amino acids. Lineage: Eukaryota; Metazoa; Chordata; Actinopteri; Siluriformes; Ictaluridae. The record is from RefSeq and is a predicted model, not a curated record.
AUGGAAAAUCACGAUCAUCUGAUUCGGCCCAAGAAACCGUCGAACCCUGUUCUAGAGUCACCGAGGCACCGAGUCCUGCACCGAGAACUUCGAGUCAGCCACAGAUGGGGGCUGUUGCCUGCUGAGAAGUGUGAGCUGCAGAGGGUGAUGGAGCAGAGGAGGCUGGAGCAGCAGCGGGAGAGAGAACAGGCUCAGAGGCCCCUCUCUGAUCUGGACCAGCAACUGAGUAAGAGACGACAGAGAUUACUCGCGUAUGAACUGGAAGAACAGAAGAGACAAGAGGAUCGGCAGAACGUACCAGAAUUUGUGCGUGUGAAGGACAACCUGAGACGUGUCUGCGUGUCGGAAAAUGAAUCCCGAUCGUUUGGACUUCGUUUGCAAUCAUCGUAGAUCCAAUUCGUUUUUUGUAAAGUUCCUUAAUAGCAAUUCAAAUCAGCAGAGUGUCAACUGAGGUGGAAUUUCAUUGAAUUUUAUUAUGAUAAAAAUAACAUGAUCAGACGCACCACAUAACAAAAAAAAAAAAACUUUUGAUAAAAUAACAAGACGGAGGUAUAAUUUGCGGCUCAGUAGUAACAAUUGAGGGUGUUAUUAAUAAUACAGUGCGCCGACAUUAAUUAUCGAUGGUAUACGGUUAUUUCAAAAUUGAAAUAAACAUUUAAAAAAAAAUCCAUGACAGGCAAAUAGAAAAAAUCUUAACGUACACAAUCCUGCCUGCUACAGUAUUUAAGGGACAGAGCUAGAUGAAAUAGAUGUGAUAUUAGUGAAAUGAGCACUCAAUUUGUCUGUUAAUGUAAAAAGAAAGUGUACAGCAGCUGAAAUAUGCAAAUAUACGACUCCAUUUCUGUUUUUAUUUUUUUUUACGCUUCUGAGCACUCCGACACCUCUGUUGUUCCGGUGACAUUUUGCACGAAUGUCUUGCUUAUGGCGUUGGCACAAUCCAAAUAAAUAAUAAAGUCAUCUUAAAUAAAUGUAGCCCAGUUUUUUUGUCCAUUUAGUGUUGCCCCGGUCAGCAUCUGGCUCUGCCAUAUUCACACCUGGAUUUAAAAAAAAACCCUGAAAUAAGUCCACAUAAGCUGCUGGCCGGUCAAGCACGGACCACGAAUAAAUAGAGAACACUGAAGGCAUGUGACAUCAUAAGGGAAGUCAA